Molecule: messenger RNA, 1314 nt
Organism: Panonychus citri (citrus red mite)
Lineage: Eukaryota; Metazoa; Arthropoda; Arachnida; Trombidiformes; Tetranychidae
Exons: 2
Coding region: 464-1138 (224 amino acids)
Source: RefSeq, a predicted model, not a curated record
UAUAAUGAGAAUUAAGUUUUAUUCAAGGUUAAUUGUUACAACUGUAAACAAGUGAAGGAUGAACAAUUAAUAUCAUAAUUAUUAUUAUUAUGAGAGAUGAAGGAAAGUUAAUCAUUGCGGUUAAUCAAUGAAUAUAAAUGGAAACACCAAGUUAGGUUUCUAAUUGUAAACUCGUUGUUAAUUGUUUGGAAGAAUUAACUUUUUUCAUGGUUUAACAAUUUGACAGAAAUUAAUUUCCAUUGAUUCCAAAUGAUUAAGAGCUUUAAUUUGAUGCCUACUCGCAAAUUUCGUGUAUCCUUGGAAACGAAGGGUAACAAUUUAAGGCCAAUUGUGAAUCAACACCUACGAUACUUUAAUUGUGUUCUAAAUUGUUUCUCAUUGUUUCUCCUUUUAGUUGAUGAUUAAAAAAGUAUUUCAAAUGAUUGUAACUGUUUCAUUACAAUUCAAUGUUUGAUUAGUGAACAUGUUACAACAAUUAACUGUGCUAACGAUUUUGAUUAACUGUCUACUAGUCUCAAGUCAGCGCUCUGGAAAUCCAUGGGAAUUUUUUCGAGUUGGUCCUGACCUGAGGUCAGAAUCUUCAGAUUAUCCUCAUCACAGUCACGUUGGUUACCAUUUUCCGCGAUCAGCUGAGUUGAAAUCUUCCGCCUACACAAACAAUGACCAUGAUUCUCAUGACGAUGAUGAACCUGAUCAACAUUUACAUCAUCAUCGGGAGACUCACAAUAAGUUAAUUGAUGAUCACAGCCAUGGACACGGCGAUUACCAUGAGCCUGGAAAAGCUCCCGCUGGUUAUCCUUCAUCCGAUUUCGUUAAAUACUUUGCCAAAUAUACUUCGUCCGGUGGUAAACCAAAAUCGGCUCCACAUUCAUAUUAUUCAGCUUAUUCUGGUCAUGUUCAUAAUUUCAACUUCGAACCUGAAAACGCUGUUCCAAGGUCACAGAAAUUGGUCCAAACCAAAACCGAUCCAUUUGCUUCUCAUCGUAAUUUUAUCGCCUCUGGUCCUGGUUAUUUGUAUCGAGCCGAUACUGGACAUCAUACAAGUCCAACGGGCGAAGGUCCAUUGAAUGGCUUCUAUUAUGGUCCAUCAACUAAUCGAGCUAAACUUUACAUCGGUGAUCGGCCAUUUUACUUUUAAACAUCAAAUUCACAUCUAUUUUUUGGACGAUAUUUUUAACUUUUGUCACUUUUCAAUUGUUUACGAAGUUUGAAAUUUAACAACAUACAAAUUUCUUGGCAAUCAUUUAGUUUUCACGAUAAAAUUAUUCAUAGAGUAAAUUUAGAUAACAUCAAACUUAAAAUAACCUAAUAAUA